CUCAAAUAAAAAUAAAAAAAAGGAAGAAAAAGAAAGAAGAAAAGAAAAAACCCAAAACAAGAAAGGAGUCACCAGACAUCCUGGUGUGGGGGGUGGUGUCAGGCUGUGUCAACUGUGCUUUGAGGAGGCAUAGGGACCAUAAGGAACUAUAAAGACAACUGUUUCCUUGUUUCCUGCCUCUUGACACCAUGAGGCCACCGGCCUGGCAUUAAAGUAACACCUUGUUACCCCUCCUGUCUUUGACUUGAUCUGCCCGUGGCCAGAUAGAGUAUUUUUGUUUCUUUGUUUUUUGAGAUAGGAUUUCUCUGUGUAGCCCCGGUUAUUCUGGAACUCACUCUGUAGAUCAGGCUGGCCUUGAACUCAGAGAUCCGCCUGCCUCUGCCUCCCAAGUCCUGGGAUAAAAGGCAUGCGCCACUCCCUUCAGGCCAGAUAUGACGAUCUUCAUCUGCAUGGUGGGGCACCCUAUUACUUGUAGCCCAAGUCACUGCGAUCCCCUUGGGUUGGCUGGACAAAACUAUCUCUGAUCCUGGUUCCCUUCCCAUCUCUCUCCGUUCUCUGACAACUGCCCACAGUCAAAGGAAACACCCACUGAACUACUAAAUGCCCUUCACUGGGUACUUGUACAACCAACCACACCUUAAACCAUAGGUCAAUGGCAUAGGUCAAUGGCAGGAGCCAUAGGCCAAUUGGCAGCUCCCACCCCAUAGAGAAAUCCAUCCUGGAAAGGAGUGGGAAGGAAGAAUGCUGUGGGGCUUGGGAGGUUAGAGCUGGUAGGAAAGAGGCUUUAUUCUCACUCUAGGUAGGCCACAUCUAUGCCCCCUCCUUACUGGACACAGGAUUCCAGUUUUCAUGUGGUCUCCAGCUCAUCUGGGGCUCCUUGGGUCCCUUCCCAGGUUAAAUACCCAUGGCUCCACCUGCACAGACACUGGGUUUAUUUUUCUUCGUUCUGGUGCUGUCUCAAAGCAUAUUCUCUAUCCACCCUCAUCUCAAAACCUCCCUGAGUACCUCUGCUGCUCGCCCCAUAUGAAUACGGGAAUUCCCCACAGGGUCAAACUGCCAGGACCCUCUGCUACCUGGAGCAUACUCACCGAGUCCUGUGAAACAAACCACACGGAAAUACAAGCGCAAGGAGCUGCUCAUAAAAUAAAGGAGAUAGCAGUGAGCAGAGAAAAAUCACCUCUGCCCACUGUCUGGUUAUGGAAGCUGCUAAUUCUUGACAGUUCCUUGCAGUGGGUACCUAGAAGUGGGUAGGACAGGAAGUCUGACAUAGGUGCUGACAUUUGCUGAUGUCAUCUGCUCGAAAACAUCGCCCUAGGUGUAUGACCUGUGUCUUUUUAUCUUUGUGAUCUCUGUGUGUGGUUGUCUCCUGGAAAGAACCUCUAUGAAGCUCAUUACCUGCUUGUAGCCUUGCAAGUCUCUAACAAGCAGACCUUGCCCAUGGCUGAGCUCGGAUACAACACCAAGGCAAAAAUUCCCAAGGGACACCUUCAAGGUAUAAUGCAUGGCAGUGUUUUGGAGUGUCCUGGGUGUGUAUGCUGGAGUUGGAAGAGACUUGCUGGGGUCCAGGAGGUGUCAAGGAAGAUGCACACUUUACAGUGGCUUCACAAGCACCACGUACCUGCCGGAAGAUGGAGGUGGAGCUGAUCUGGAGCCCAAUUUUGAGAGGAAGAAGACAGGAGAAACACUAUGGGAGCAUGGGCUAUGCUGUGUGGAGUCUCACUGAUUUGUGUGCUGGACGUGCUGGACCUAGGUCAUCAGAGCCUGGCUGAGGAGCUUGGCUGUGGCCCUGGCAGCUUCCAGCGUGGGACUGGCAACAACACACGGUGUUGCAAUCGGUGUGCUCCAGACAAGGAGACCUGUCCUGAAGGAGACUGUAUAUGUGUCAUGCUGGAGUACCACUGUGAAGACCCUCAGUGCAAGACCUGCAAGCACCACCCUUGCCAGCCAGGCCAGAAGGUGCAGACUCAUGGGAAUAUUAAGUUUGGCUUCGAGUGUGUUGACUGUCCCAUGGGCACCUUCUCCGCAGGCCGCGAGGGCCGCUGCAGACCUUGGGCCGACUGUACCCAGUUUGGAUUUCUCACCAUAUUCCCUGGGAACAAGACUCACAAUGCUGUGUGCAUCCCGGAACCACUGCCCACUGAGCAACAUGGUCAUUUGGCUGCCAUCCUUCUGGCCGUGGCUGUUUGCAUUCUCUUCUUAACCACAGUCCAUCUCUGCCUGCACAUAAGGGAGCUGAGGAAGCAGCACAUGUAUCCCCGAGAGACCCAGCCACUCUUGGAGGUGCAGCUUCCACCAGCUGAGGAUGCUUGCAGCUUUCAAUUCCCUGAGGAGGAGCGUGGGGAGCAAAUGGAGGAAAAGAAUCGUCUGGGAGACCGGUGGCCAUGAGGGCUGUUCUUCCUCUGUACUCCAAGCCAGACCCUCUAAGACUUGCCCAGACCUACCCUUGGUGAGAGCAAGGGCUCUGCUGUGCGUCCUUCCCUGGGCCUGGCCCUGCUCCCCUCGACGGUGGAAGUGGGUGUAAGAUGUUGAUGGUGGUGAAGAGAGUAGUGACUCCACUUGGGCCCUGUGGCUGCCUUCCUCUUUUGUCAGCUCCGUUGGAGUGGGGUCUUCAGGCUCUCCAAGAGCACUGAGUGUUCAGGACAAGACCUUGUACAAGUGGUUUUCAAUAAAUAUUUUUCUAGUAA
This is a messenger RNA of Myodes glareolus (Bank vole), 2684 nucleotides long. It is a transcript of the gene Tnfrsf18, whose product is annotated as TNF receptor superfamily member 18. Lineage: Eukaryota; Metazoa; Chordata; Mammalia; Rodentia; Cricetidae. Gene Ontology annotation, biological process: negative regulation of apoptotic process; positive regulation of cell adhesion. The record is from RefSeq and is a predicted model, not a curated record. Gene Ontology annotation, molecular function: tumor necrosis factor receptor activity; protein binding. Gene Ontology annotation, cellular component: external side of plasma membrane; plasma membrane.